UGGAUAGCAGAGUACCAUUCAGCUAUAUCUACGCUCAGGUAUAGUUGGUGCUUGUCUGAGGUCAAAUGUUAUAAUCGGGGUGGUAAAGGGUGGUGUUUGGAAUGCAUGCAGGGUAGUAGAGGAGGGUCAAUCGGUUGUGUUGCUUUGACACAUCUUGGUUACCAUUUCGACCCUCUCUGGUUGGUUGCCAUUCCAAUCCACUCUUAUUGGUUGUCUAAAGAUAGUCGAUGAGAGUACUUGUCUGCUUUGCUUAGUUGUCCACACCCAGUAAUCUGUUGCUUCCUUCCCUUUGUCACAGAGAAUCGAGUUAUCUUCGAUCUUCGACCUUCGACCUUUGGUCUCUGAAUCAAGCAAAGUGUGAUUUUCUCGCUCACAGUAAUGUCUAGUUACCUGAAGAGCUCCUCAACUACACAUCAGCAUAAUGUAGUAUAUAACAGGCCACAACAGCCUGGACAAGGUGGGUCGCUUGCGCACACACACGUGUAUGCGUCAUCACUUAAUCAGCCUAAGGUACACGUGCGAGGCUUGAAACCGUCCAUCUUGCGUAAACCACCAGCUUUACGUGAGCACGACAAUCUCCGCACGUGCCCUAUCAAUGCGUUGGGAAAUACGACAUACAGCUAUGGCAAUAAUAGUGGGAGUAGUAGCUUAAAUACCAGCCGACGUUCGAGUUCCGCAAGUACUGUGAGUGUGGGGGGGGGAGGUGGCAUGAGUGCACAGGCGUAUACACGACAGCUAUCUAAGAAUAGCCCAGCUGCACACACACACACGCCACAGUCGAUGGGCACGCUGAGCGCUUCAUCGUCCCGGAAUGCGUCCCGGAAUGGGACACCCUCAAGCUCUACUUCACGAGUGAACUUCCUCAACAAGACUCCCAGUCAGAAGGCGGCAGACGCUCGGAGGAGAAUAUCACAGCAUGAUGUAGAGGGUGCUUGCGACUCUUUUGCAAGCGGCAUAUCAGACUCAGCUGCGUUAACAAACACACCAGCAUACGCCACUACGCAUAGAUCUACGUCUACAUACGCACUCACACGAGGCCAUGUGCACGCUGUGUGUGUUCCUGCGGCGGUGACUGAGGAGGCUUCAGCACGCGAUGCCCCUGCUGUAACUCCAGCCUGUACACGAAAGGGAGAGUGCGAGAGGAAGUUCGGUACGCCAUGUGGUCCCUCGGUACCCUCAUCUCAGUCGACUGUCAUUGUGCGCAAAGCGAGCACAGACGAAUCGGCUGUGUACCCCACGCCGCACAACUCGACUUCUCCGAAGAUAGUCAAGUCCACCGAACUCGUCUCUGAGCACACGCACUCGUAUGCGUGUGUGCGGAUGGAUGAGCACGUGCACGCACAUGGAUCUGAGACCUGCGGAGAUACGGUUAAGGGGCAGGCAAGCGUGUCUCCUACGCUACACGACCGAGUGCGUGAGAGAGGGGGGUUUGGAUACCACAUUGGGGGUGUGUACGCACCCAAACUGCGGCCCAAUCUGACUAAGCUGGCCAUGUCGUACAGUGGUCGUACAGACACGUGUGUGAACGAGAUAUCCGACGACUGCGAGGAUGGCACAUGUGACAUGUCGUUUGGGAGAGUCACGGAGAAGGCCAUCUCCGCCGUUGUGGAGAUAGUGCUGAGGGAUUGGGACGGGCAAAACCAGUACACACGCACAAGCCUGAGUGUGUUUCUGCGCAGCCUGUGCGUGCGGAUGAAUCUAGAUGUUCAGUGUCUGGUGAGCACUCUCGUGUACCUGCACAGAUUGAAGAUGAAGUAUCCGGCGAGUAGGAGUGCUUCGUGCGCGCAACGGAUCUUGUUUAUGAGCUUGCUGGCCGCUACCAAGUUCAACCACGAUCGACCCUACGACAACAAGGCGUGGGCGAUGGUAUCGAACUUCACCUUACACCAAGUGAAUGCCAUGGAGUUACAGUUCCUGGAUAGUCUAGACUACGUACUCAGUAUAAGAGGCAAGGACGUCGAUGGCAUGUUGCAGGGCUUACGGUGUCAGGAGCUGGUUCUAAAAAUAGAUGCGCGGCUCGACCAAUCAGAACUCGACACAGAGCUAGAGCACAUCACCAGUCGGCUGUGUUUGGCGGCUGUGCUGCCGGACCUCAGCAGUGUGACGAAGGAGUGGCUGAGAAGUUCGGUACUAACCGUACAGAACAUCAUCGAAGGUGUCGCUCAGUGAGGGAUGCAACCCUGAGUACAACGGGAUCAGGCGCAGGUCAACACGUGCGUCUUCGUUUAGCGUGUCUUCAACAGCAACCACCAUCCGUGUAACGAACGGGUCGAAGACUUGGGUCGCAAUGGGUGCAAUAUAGUACAAUGGUGAUCACAGCAUACCCACAGAUGCGCUGUAAGCAACCCAAUGGCCACACUACACACGGGAACAUCCCGUCAUGGGAUCCAUUUACCUACCCCCUCCCCUGUCUGGCCGGGCCAGGCUAUGGAGAGAAACAACGGGGCAUGGUACAAGGUGGCCGGCCGGCCUGUUAUGUACACGGUAGCGAAAAGAGGUCUGUCACGGUUGAUUGUGUCUAGCUGUUGGCAGAGGAAUUCGACUAUUAACGCCCAGGAGUUAAAGUGUGAAGGUGUGAAUACCCACAUCCACCUUUCCUGUUGUCUUCUGUUUCUAUAUAGUAGGACAGGCGUGGGUCAGAACUCGAGUGCCUUUAAAAGUGGGACAUCACUGGCUAUAACCCAGUGACGGGAUUGGAAGGAACCGCACGCUUUCGCUUACAUAUGGGCGAAGAAUCAACGCAGCCAAACCCGAAAACCCUAUAAACCCUAAAAGCCACUAUACUGAUAGCUGUGUCACAGACUCCAGACGGGAUUGUGGGUAUAAGGAUGCUACAGUAUACGCUCCGCUGUUAUGCGAGCAAGCACCAAUCUGCCGGUGAGUCAUAGUGGUUGGUAUAGGGACAUAACAGAGUUGUGGUUGAUGUAGGUACAUAACAGAGCUGCAGGAGGUAUGCCUGGACACCUCACCCGACGCGAGAGAGGAUAUAAAUAGGACAAUUAGACAGAAGAUGCUAGCAAGCCUAGCUCAGAGAAGUAUUAGAAUGUAUAUAAUAUUAUUGUAUGGUAAGAAGUGCGUGUAUUGAUACGCACGAGUCUGGUAGAAGACUUCGGUAAACAUGUGGCUAUAGCCACCGUCAUGUAGUGUUAGAGGUUGUAAAAAAUUAGUUUAGUUGAGAGUGAUUUCGCAUCAGAAUUAAAAAAAAAGGUGGUGCCAAACGAAGUGACAGUACUUCAUUAACACACCCUUUGAUCCCAUUCCA
Messenger RNA from Sphaeroforma arctica JP610, 3262 nucleotides. RefSeq lists its product as hypothetical. The record is from RefSeq and is a predicted model, not a curated record. The coding region runs from base 379 to 2169 and encodes 596 amino acids. Gene Ontology annotation, biological process: regulation of cyclin-dependent protein serine/threonine kinase activity. Gene Ontology annotation, cellular component: cyclin-dependent protein kinase holoenzyme complex; nucleus. NCBI's taxonomy places the organism in Eukaryota, Ichthyosporea, Ichthyophonida. Gene Ontology annotation, molecular function: protein kinase binding; cyclin-dependent protein serine/threonine kinase regulator activity. The transcript has 2 exons.